AUGACUGACCACCUCGACGCUAUCCGCAUCGAAAAACUACCCGAAGAUGCCUUCUACAUCGCAGACUUUAUUACAGAAGAGGAAGAGACAUGGCUGCUUCAAAGGAUCACAUCAGCGCCCCGGACGCGAUGGACCCAUCUCACGCACCGCCGUCUACAGACCUGGCCAUCAAAGCUUACGCAGAACAACGCGCUGAUCAGCUCCCCCCUGCCUAGCUGGCUGGAAUCGCCUGUGAUCCACCCCCGGUUAGAGAGACUGGGGUUCUUUGCAGAUGCGCCGCACGGGGCGCCGAACCAUGUCCUGGUCAACGAGUACCGGUCCGGCCAGGGGAUCAUGCCGCACGAGGACGGGGCGGCGUAUUACCCGCUUGUAGCGACGGUGAGUCUGGGGUCACCGAUUGUGCUGGACCUGUACGAGAGAAGCAGAAACGAGCAACCGGUCGAAGGUGGUGGGAGGCCGCGGUUUCGGAUCUUGCAGGAGCGCCGGAGUCUGCUGGUCACCACGAAACGCCUGUAUACCGAUUUCUUGCAUGGGAUCGCGGAAACACGGAUAGACGCGGAUCUGAAUGCGACUACGAUAUGUAACUGGGAUAUGCUACGAGAUAGGGAUGCGUUCGAACAAGGCUGGUACGAGAGAGAGACAAGGAUUAGCCUGACUUAUCGAGAUGUAUUGAAAGUGGUCAAGUUGGGGAAUACCAUGAGAUUUCUAUCUCGCUAA
This is a messenger RNA of Penicilliopsis zonata CBS 506.65, 717 nucleotides long. RefSeq lists its product as hypothetical. The coding region runs from base 1 to 717 and encodes 238 amino acids. The record is from RefSeq and is a predicted model, not a curated record. The transcript is spliced from 2 exons. Lineage: Eukaryota; Fungi; Ascomycota; Eurotiomycetes; Eurotiales; Aspergillaceae.